UCUUCUCAGAAUGUCAUCGAGAGGACAUUAAAUAUGAAAACACAGAGCUAGCUGCGAAAGCUUCAUACGCUGAUGGUGAAUCAGUGAGACUGAACUGCAUGACCGGUUAUACCGGCUUGUAUAGAUUAAAGUGUGAAAAAGGAGAAUGGAAGAAAUCCAUUGAGCGGACAUGUGCAAAGAAGAAAUGUAGUAAUCCAGGCAACAUACCAAAUGGUGAUUUUGAACUUGCAGCGGGCACGGAAUUCGUUUUUGGAGCAACAUUGGUGUAUACUUGUAAGAAAGGGUAUGAAAUGGCAAGCAGAAUCACUCAGCGUACGUGCAGAGCUCAAGGAUGGGACAAUACUGUUCCUGUCUGUGAGGCUGUAAAAUGUCCAGCUAUUCAUACAGACUGGGAUGUAACUGCAUCAGGCAACACAGAGGAGGGAAGUUAUGGCAAUGUUAUUCACUUUGAGUGUGUAUCUUCUGGCAAAAAGAUAGACGGAAGUAGUGACAUUCACUGUGAAGAGACGGGAGAAUGGAGUGACGUUGUUCCAACAUGCAAAGUCUUUUCACCUGCUUGA
Sinocyclocheilus grahami is the source of this 560-nucleotide messenger RNA. RefSeq names its product complement factor H-like. The coding region runs from base 99 to 560 and encodes 153 amino acids. The record is from RefSeq and is a predicted model, not a curated record. The transcript is spliced from 5 exons. NCBI's taxonomy places the organism in Eukaryota, Metazoa, Chordata, Actinopteri, Cypriniformes, Cyprinidae.